Molecule: messenger RNA, 8186 nt
Organism: Xenopus laevis (African clawed frog)
Lineage: Eukaryota; Metazoa; Chordata; Amphibia; Anura; Pipidae
Gene: lrrc61.L
Product: leucine rich repeat containing 61 L homeolog
Exons: 3
Coding region: 2496-5609 (1037 amino acids)
Cellular component (GO): nucleus
Molecular function (GO): protein dimerization activity; DNA binding
Source: RefSeq, a predicted model, not a curated record
CUUAGUUCAGAGAAGCCAAUGUGAUUGGGUAGAUGUUCUGUGGAGACAAUAUCAACGGGUAGUGGCAAUAAAGGGAGCAGUUGAUACACUAACGUAUAAAAUGAUUUCCCCUUGUCUAACCAGUGAAGAUCAAUGCAUGGAGAAAACCAUGGUCCAUCCUUUAAGUUAGGGUGAACCCUACUUGACCAUGGGAAAGAGAGCAGCCUUGGAGCAGGAAGUGCAGAGAAUGAGAGCUCAUUGGAGCAGGAAGUGCAGAGAAAGAGAGCUCAUUGGAGCAGGAAGUGCAGAGAAUGAGAGUUCAUUAGCAGGAAAGUAAUAAGGGGAAGAAUGGAUCCACUUCAAAGGGAUUUUGUUUUCUAGUGAGGCACAUGCAGACAGGCUUAAGGCUGUCUCUCUGAUUGGCCCAAGGGGGCGGGGGUUAUUCUAGCUCAUUUAUCUGCAAGGAAAAACCGUUUGAGCAAGGAACUCCUAGUGGUCAAAGUGCAAUGAACCUGCAUGUGCUGUAAACCCACAAACAGGAAACUUCGGGCGACUUUGGAAAACGAAUCGCGCCAACUGCCAUCCCGCUGAUGAUUUACAUUUCAGCCUGCAGGGGAGGCAGUUCGGGGAGAUUAGUCGCACCCAAAGAAGAGGAGAUUUGUAUAGUAAAUGUCCUGCUAGCGGCUUCUUUCUAAAACCAGAAGUUACUGGGGAAGCUACUGGGCAGCCUCUCUUCUCUUUCUCUGCUCGGUGCACAGAAUGACGCCACGGAACUGUGAGGAACUUUGCCCGAUAUGCGAUGUGUGUGCAGAGAGGCUGAACAGCAGCUGCCGUAGUAGCUUCCGGAAGUGAGUCGCUAUGUGAUAUUUGCUGUGGAGCCCGCUCUGCUCUGCGUGAGUCUGUAUGAGGCACAAGGUGGCUGAGAAAGGAGAGGGGGUGGAGUGAGCAGCUACCAAGCUCGACAGAGAAGGAGACAAGCAAAUAAGUCACAGGCUGAACAACAGCUGCCCCAGUAACUUCCGGUUUUAGAAAGAAGCCGCUAGCAGGACAUUGGAGCGCGCACGUAAGUGCAGGUCGCCACAUCGCCUUUUUAACACAUUCUUCCAGCAUAAAGAGUCUAUAUUGAACCCUCUGUACCAGGAUAAACAGUCCAUAACCCCAUAUCCAACCCUCUCUCCCAGUAUAGAAUAGUGAUGUGCGUGCCGAGCCGAUACCUGUGGGUUUACCCACGGGUCGGGCGGGUUUGGGCCGACCUCAAAUGCUGGCCUCCGGGUUCAAUUGUAACAAUUUAAGAUAAGCAGGUCUCUUGGGGAAACUGUGACUCGCAGCUUAAAGGGCAAUUCACCUUCAUUAGCAAAACUGUAAUAACACAUAAAACUCCCAGAAAUGUGUUUAAACUUUACAUAACGGUCAAUUUUUACAAACUAGACAUGGUCAUUAAGGGGUGUGGCCACAAAACGGGCGUGGUCUAAACUGCUUCUGGCACCACAACUUUUUGUCUCUGUUUACAUUUGUCAAAUUCAGUGAGGUACAGUUCAGUAUAGAGUCUAUAACCAACACCCUCUCUCCCAGGAGAAACAGUCUAUAGCCAAUUGCCAGUAAAGUAGCCUCUAUCCCACCCUGUGUCCCAGCACAAUGAGUCUGUAUCUGAGUCCCUUCCAGGCCAACGGGUUAUUUGCAGUUCAGCACAUCCCAGAGCCACUCCCCCAAUACAGCCAGCGCCUCCCCCUCUGCCUCACACAGCUGCUGCCCGGCUAUUGGCGGAACUAGGCUACCGCUCGCCUCUUCUACGCACUUCCUGCUUCCUAUUUGGCCUAUUCCACUGCUCACUGGGAGUAGGGGCGUGCAGGGAAGAGCCAUUUCAUGUCAUUUCCCCGUCAGAACAUUAUAAAAGCUGCAGUGGUGUAUUUCAGGAUAUAAUAAUCAUAAUAGUUAGGUGUUUACUCUCAUAACCGGUGCAUUUAUUUUCCAGGAGCAGACAUUUCGUUACCCGGCCCCUUCCUUGCAGAUGGUUUGUCCCGGCUGUUCUGUGAGGGGAAUUGGGCCAAUGCAGUUGAGAUGGGAGCGGGUUUCCCUUCAGUGUGUCUGUUAUAAAGGUGAGGCAGCUAAUGGAAUGAACCGACCAUUACUACUUGAUUAAGACUGUUGCAAUUUCAGUCUUGGAUGAUAUUUUAUUAAAGUUCCUGGGGCACAGAUUUGCAGUCGAAUUAUAAUCCGGAAUAGCUCUAAAGAACUGUGGGUUCACCCGGUCUUAACAACAGGUACAAGACAAUCCGAUCUGGAACUAAACGUGUCACUUUCCGAGGGAAAAUGUAUUCCUAAAAUUAUAUUACUAGCAGUUAUGUGAGCUGUACCCUCGUUAUAUUAACAAAUGAGUUGCUUCAAGGACUUCAUGUGAUUUCCAAGGACUUUCAUUGUCACUCACAAAUGAGCCUUGGGAUGUGAUUAAGUUAAGCUCUUUGCCAUUACCAAAUCAAUUACUGUAUACAUUGAUUGUCGUUAUCCCAUUCCACAUUAUGGAUAACCGAAAUGAUGCACAGACAUCUGAAGCUCCAAAUCAAUUUAUUCCAGAGAUUGAAAUUAAACUGGAAUCGAGUGAUGAGGAAGAGUUUGUGAAGAAUGCUGCGUCUUCAUACACGUCUUCUGAGGAGAAAGAGACUGUUACCCUAGGUAAAGUGUUUCCAGGGGAGGGAGCGCUGACGAGGGAGGUAAAUGAUGUGCAUAGUCAGAGACCAACAAGGAAGAGGAAAUCCACCUCAGAAGUUUGGCAGUUCUUUUACCGUGAUGAUACCAAUAUUUGCAGAGCUAUUUGUGGCCUGUGUCGAAUCAGUGUCAGUCGAGGGAAGUUAGGAGGGAAUUUUGGGACCACGGCUUUGAAGCGUCAUUUGGAAAGUAAGCACCCAAUGGAAUGGGCACAGAGGAAGUCAAUGAAAGCGCAGAGAACAGAUGGAGGGGAAGAAGAAGAAGACGAAGCAAUAGAGGAUGAGGAAGAGAAGGAGGAACCUUAUGAAAAAGCCAGCAGUGCACAGACUGUGUUAUAUAGCUCAAAGCCAACAUCUGAAACUCAAGGUGCCAUGCCGAUUUCCUCCUCACAAGUUCUCAAUUCUCUGAAAACAUAUCAGAUUAUAGAUUCUAGUGAUGAUGAGGGGGAAGACUAUAAAGAGGGAGUUGAGCAAGUUCCUGUGGAGUGUGAAGAAGAUAUGGACAGAAAGAGAAUGAAAAUGCUUGAUCAGAAUUUAAGAGGGGCUUUCAAUUCUUGCCCCAACUCUAAUCCUCACCUUUCUAUGCUCUCUGGGGGGCAAACAAGUUUCCAUGCUUUUAACAUUUCAAACAACUUACUAGUGCCUCUUGGAACCAAAAAUAGAAAAUCUACCUCUGCUGUUUGGCAAUUUUUCUCCAUUGACCGGACAAACAUCUGUAGAGCUAUCUGCACCCUGUGCCAAUUAAGUGUGAGUCGUGGAAAACAAGGGGGUCAUUUUGGAACGUCGGCUUUGAUGCGUCAUCUUGAAGGAAAACACCCUUUGGAAUGGGCUAGAGGCAAGAUAAAUAAACCAAAGAGCAACAGCAUAAUAGAGGUAGACGAAGAUGAAGAGGAAGAGACAGACAUGCCAUUGGAACAGAUAUAUCCUCAGCCACACGUUAUACUUGGAAUUUAUGGGUCACCUACCCAUCAUGAUACAUAUUCAACUGAAACAUCAGGUGUAAUGACCCCUCCGGUCCUGGCCAUGCCAGUGGAAUAUAAUAGAGAAGAUAAGGAGAGAACCAAAGAAAAGAUCAGAGAUGAUUUGUCUCUUACCAAAAAAGAAAAACUUGCCCUUUCACCGAGUGAAGAUUUGUACAUAAAUGGAAAGUAUGCUCCGAACCACCCUAAAGCCCAGUCGUGGAACAGGAAUAUAGCCGAAUUAAUGUGCGGUACGGCGCUUCCAUACUCCUUUAUUACCUCCAAGACUUUUAAGACAUUCAUGGAAAGAGCUGACCCAAAGUAUUGUGUGCCUUCAAAAUCUUUUUUUUCUGGUAAAGUGGUUCCCCAGAUAUAUAAAGCCGUGUGCGAGAGAGUGAUGAAUGAAUUAAAGAGAUCGGAAAGCUAUCAUAUUCAUCUGACCACCCACUGGUGGAGCACUGGGCUUUCCAUGGACUAUUUAGCCUUAACAGCGCAUUGGGCUGUUCUACAGCCAGAUAAUUUGGAGUCCAUUCAAAGAAAGAAUGCUGUUCUAUGCACCAAAGGUUUUCCAAAAGACUAUAUAGAUGGCAGUAUUCAACAAGAGCUCAUUCAGCAAAUAAACAUGUGGCUCUCUCAAAAUGCCCUGAUUCCAGGUUUCUUCAUAUCCUGUGGCAACUUGAAUCUCAUCCAUGCUAUUAAAAGUGCUAACUUUAACUACAUACCCUGUUUUACCCACACCCUAAAUUUGUUAGUAAUGGAUUUUCUGCAAAACAAUCACUAUAUCACUUCCUUGCUUGAGGUGGCUCGGAAAGUCUGCAACCAUUUUAUUCACUCAGCCAGUGCGAGGAGCACAUUGAGUGAGCUGCAGUUCCAAAAUAAUUUGCCAAAUCGACCUCUGAAACUAGAAACAUUACCUCAUUGGACUUCAACAUUCUAUAUGCUGCAGAGACUUAUAGAGCAGCAGAAGGCUAUAGAAGAGUAUCUAGAGUCACACAAAUUAGAAAUAGCUGACCUGCAUUUGACUUCCAGCAACUGGAGUCUCAUAAGUUGCUUAGUGGAACUUCUACAGCCAUUUGAGAUGGUUACAAGAGAGGUCAGUGCCAGUGGUUCAUGUCUGAGCCAAGUGCUACCAGAGGUUCGAUACCUCCAUAUCUUUCUUAAACAGAUUAGAGGGCAUUUUGAAAGUAAAGGAGAUGUUAAUGGGGUAAUCUUGACUGACAAUUUCACUCUGAAAAUCUCUUCAGAUUUUGGGAUCAAUGAAAUGUUUCAGAGGGAAGAGUAUGUUCUGUCCACCUUACUUGAUCCACGUUUUAAAGGAAGGAUCGAGGCAAUACUUCCGCCUGGUUCUGAUAUCGACCACUGGAAGCAAGUCCUUGUAAAGAAAGUAAAGGAGAUCAUGUCAUCCUCCUUGAGGCCAGCUUUUCAUUUCAAAGAUUCCGGAUUGGAAUCAGAUCUGCUUGCUAGUAAGAAUUAUCAUUUGGCUGAAGAAGGGAUUAACUCUCAGAGGAGAAGAACCAUGUUGGCUCCACCGCUAAUCCAAAAGGAGAAAUCACUGAUUGAGCACUUGGAGAGUGUUGGCCUUCUGGCAUCCAAAAGUACUGGGGCUUCCUUGUCAACUGAAAGUCAUUCUGCUUGUGUCAUGGUGGAAAAGUACCUUCAAGAUAAUCAAACUAUUGGAGCCAAGGAAGACCCACUGGUCUACUGGAAGAAAAGAAAGUGCCCGUGGCCUGCUCUGGCUAAGCUUGCUUUCAUGUACUUGACUUGCCCGCCUUCUAGCAUUUUUGCAGAGCGUGUCUUUACUCUUCCUUGUACAUAUGGGGGCAUGCAGAAACCGUCAGACAUAAUGGAAGGGAUGGAACACUUUGGAUUUCUGAUGGUUAAUCUAGAAAAUUUCCAAGACUACGUACCCCCACCUCUGAUUUUCUCAUCUGAUAACGAGGCCAAGCAAAGUGAUAGUGAGGAGGGCUAGCAGAGUAUGACCUCAGAAAUAUAGGUUUCACUUACCCUUGUAUGCGUGUUGCUCCUCCAAACAUAUCCACUUUCUGAGAAUCAGACCACACAGGGGCUGUAUAAACAGUAGAUAUUCUAGCACACCACUCUCCAACAAGCUCUCCUGCCUACUGAGAAUACCACAACUAUGUAUAGAGCAACUGUGCAAAAUGGGUGCAAAGUGCCCUGCUUUUUAUAUUUUGCCCUAUAGAUUGCACCCUGGCAUGCAAAGAGCUGUAACUUCCUUGAACGACACCUGCCAGCAUUUGGUUGUACUGCCCUAAAAAGAUGAGCAUAGAGGGCGGGUGGCAGGCAGUAUUUGAGGAUUUUAGGUGACACUUUGUAACGUGCAGGUCAGAUCCAGGCUAUUAAGCACUAGAGGCCACAAGGAGUAGGAGAGCCUGGUUCAUACUUCUGAUGGCACUUGUUAAAUGUAUAGGGUUCCUUAGCCUCCGGCACAAAUGAUUUUUGUUACUUUUGAGUGUUUGUGGGUGCACAGUAACACUUGGUGGGUGAGAAAGUAUAUGAUACAAGGUGGGUGCAGAGCAAUAUCAGUGUGGGCUGAUUUGUGUUGGAUACUCCAGCUGUAAGUUUGAAUUCCCUAGUGUAGGGAUUGUCAGACUUAACUAACGUGGGGCCUACUAUAAACAAACAUUUUCUCUCUUAACACAAGUGAAUUGCCAUGAGCAUCCUGUUACCCCAAAAGAAGAGAGAUAUUUUGUAUUUUAAUGAAUUUUAUUGAUUUCUUAAGCCAGUGUUUCUGAAUCAUGUGAAGUACUGCAGGAAGAUCUCAUGGGUCUCUCUGUGGUCGGUUGUUGGGAUCUGCUGGUAGGUCACAAAUAUUUGGGCCCUGGUGCAUUACAACAUGUAAAUACUGUAUAUAUGUAUAUAUUUCCUUUUAUCAGAAAUAAUUUAACAAUUAAAUACAAUAUUUUUAGAACUGCGUGACAGUCAUUGUUAUUGUUAUUAAAGGAAUGCAGUGGGUAACAAGCAUGUAAAUGAAAGGAAAAGCCGUUUAUGUCCCCUCCAGAGCACCCCCACCAGAACUGCUCCUCUUACUAAUGAUGUGUGGGCCAGCCUGGCCCUGAUACUUGUGGGUGACGAGGAUUCGGGCCGACUUCCCUUAGUCAUUUGCAACCUUAGACUGCCGGCUUCCGACUUACGGUUUUAUAGGAGCAUGCAUGCCCACCCGCCCCUUUUGUGACAUCAGUGGGAUGGGUCUAUAAAAGGAGGAAGGAAGCCAGGUGCGGGUGGGUGAGGGUCGGGCUGAUGCGUGUCGAGCUUUUCUCGACCCUCAUAUCACUACUUCUUACAUUCUCCGAUGCUUCUCCAUUUCUUCAUGUCUUUUAUUAAUAAUAAUAAUAAUACUAAUAAUAACAGCUAGGUUGGCAGCUGCCAUGUCUGGCCUCUAGAUGACAUAGCUCUCUGGUGACAAGGAGCAUUCACAUUUGAAUCUCAUCUGGUCCUGACUACAACUGUUCCUGGUCAAUGUCUUUAUUGGUGACAGUAGAUAUCUCCUCCAGUAUAAAAGUCCAAGCAACUCCCAGUACUUACUAAUAUUUGGGUCUCUUAUGGCACCUUCUCUUGCUGAUCUCACACCACUAUACAGGGAGGGAUGGUUCAGACCAGUAGAGCCUCCACUAUUCCCAGAUCUCGACCAAUGACGUCACGAAAAGGAAUGGGGCGGCCACAAGUCUAUUGAACAAGCGGGAAAUCCAAAGCUGGCAGUCUAAGUUCGUGGGUGGGGAGAGUGGGCAGAAGAGCUGAUUUUUGUCCCUCAACUCCUGAUUUGGUUUGUUCUUGUGGGAGUAUAAUAGACUCCGUCUGUGUGUAGUGAGGUGCGAGUAAUGGGUAAUUGGGCGAGGUGAGAAUCUUCGUAACGCUGGGGCAAGUCAAUGGAAGUGAAUGUAAAUUUAAUAGCCAGAUUGUUUGUUACAGUGGCAAGCUUGUCUCUAUUAGUCAGGAGCCAACUUCCACCAGCCCUAUGGGAGCAGGUUGGGCUCUUCUGUCUCAGGUGUCACCAUCCCCCAGGGACAAGGGAAUAAAGGCAAAGACAGAAAGUCCAUGUCUAGUAACUAACAGAACAAUUGUUAGUUUUAACUCUGUAUUUCAACAACAGCCAUGGAGAACUGACUUCUGCUACAUUGUUUCAAGAGUCGGAACCAAAGAACAGGAAGUGACAGCCAGAUACCACUUCCUAUAGUAAUGACAUUAACACAGAACCUUAUAACCAUUCAGAAUGAGGGAAGAAUGGAAAAUGGGUUGCUGUCCCUUUAAAUGUGGGAUAGGCAAAAGCGUCACAUCUCCAUAGUGACAGUGUGUGUUAGUACAUGGACACGCCCCUGGCUCUGGCAGUGAAGCAGAGGGUUACCAUCAGGCUCAUCACUGCGAUAUUGUUAACCCCUUUAUGUGCUGUGUGUAGGUGGGAUGGACCAAAGGACAAUUGGUCAAUAGAACUGGACUCACCCCUUGAGGACCAAGAUUGGUUUCCAAGCUCUGGAGAAGAGGCAACUUAUUGAUGUCCUGACCAGUGAGACAGCAGGUUUGGGGGUCCAGC